Hansenula anomala is the source of this 819-nucleotide messenger RNA. RefSeq names its product carboxymethylenebutenolidase. Gene Ontology annotation, molecular function: hydrolase activity. The coding region runs from base 1 to 819 and encodes 272 amino acids. Lineage: Eukaryota; Fungi; Ascomycota; Saccharomycetes; Phaffomycetales; Wickerhamomycetaceae. The record is from RefSeq and is a predicted model, not a curated record. The transcript has a single exon.
AUGUUAAUCACCGAAUCCUAUCAUGACGUUAAAACAUCAUACGGAACAACACUCCGUCUAUAUGUCUACCAUCCAAAAAUCCCAAACUACCCAAGGGCAAAAUUCCCAGGUGUAUUAGUCUAUUCAGAAAUCUAUCAAGUCACAGGCCCAGUCUCAAGAUUUGCCAAAAAAAUCGCAAGUGAAGGGUAUAUCUGCGUUGCACCAUCUAUUUAUCAUAAUUUCGAAGGACCCGAACCAUUGAACUAUGAUGCCGAGGGGACUGACCGUGGUAAUGAGUAUAAAGUCAAGAAACCUUUGGAAUCUUAUGAUGAAGAUAAUAAAUUGGCUCUAGAUUAUUUGGAAUCUUUGGAAACUUAUUCGGGGAAAUGUGGUGCCACUGGUAUGUGUCUUGGUGGUCAUCUAGCUUUUAGAAGUGUUUUGGAUAAAAGAAUUAGUGCAUCUGUUUGCUUUUUCCCUACUGAUAUUCAUGAUCAUGCAUUAGGGGCUGGUGAAAAUGAUGAUUCAUUGAAAAGAGCUGAGGAGAUGAGUAGAAAAGAUGUUGAAAUUGUUUUAAUUUUUGGAACAUUGGAUAAUCAUGUCCCACCAGAAGGUAGAGAUUUAAUUAGAAAGACUUUGAGGGAUCAUGAUGUUAAUUUUACAUUUAUGGAAUUGAAUGAUGCUCAACAUGCUUUUGUUAGAGAUGAAUCGAGUAAAGGUAGAUAUGAUAGUGCAAUUACGUCUGCAUGUUUUGGAUUUUUAUUUGAAUUGUUCAAUAGAAGAUUAAGAACAGAUUUAGGUGAAAAUGACGGUAAAGAAAUUGAAGUUGAACAUGUUUGUUAA